GUCUUCUCUUUCAUCACACGCCCGCGAGUCUCCUCAUUCUAUUAAAAGGUCCCUGACUAUCCCAAAGCAGAGCAUCAGCGAUCUUCUUCCUCCUCUGGUUUCGUAUCUAAUCUGAUUUGGGGAACGAGAUGGGUUUCAUAAUGGAGUUUGCGGAGAAUCUGGUGCUGAGGUUGAUGGAGGAUCCGGAGGUGAGAGACAGGAAAGCGAGGGAGCACAUAUAUGAGAUGCACGAGAGGUGCAAGAAGAUUAAGGAGAUGUGGGCUUUGCCUAUUCGUCCUUAUGGUUUCUGGACUUUUGAGCGUCACAACGCUCAGCUUCGUUGGGAUCCUCAGAUCAGUCAGGUUGCUGGUCGUAGGGACCCUUAUGACGAUCUCCUCAAGGACCACCCUUCUUCUUCAUCUUCAAACUGAUCGAACAGUGGUGAGUUCUCUUAUGGUCACUAUAUGCAGCUUUUGAAUAUAUAUGAUUUUCUCUAG
Molecule: messenger RNA, 476 nt
Organism: Brassica oleracea var. oleracea
Lineage: Eukaryota; Viridiplantae; Streptophyta; Magnoliopsida; Brassicales; Brassicaceae
Exons: 2
Source: RefSeq, a predicted model, not a curated record